AUGUCGAAAAGAACACUGGACACAUUCUUCAAUCCAUCGCCAAAGAAGGCCAAGAUUUCUCUUACGGACUCGAAAGAUGCGCCUUCAAGUCACUCAACAUAUCCCUUCACCGUACCACAAUUGCCACCAGAAAUCAGCGACCUUCUAAACUUCGCCCCAGAAGCAGAAGGCAAAGCGAUAAUCGAUCAACCGGACUUGGAUCUCUUGUACUUCCAACCAUAUAUCCCUGGCUCGAUAUCAACGCCUCUCUUUGAGUUUUUACGCGGAGAAUUGUUCUUUUACCGUGUCAAGUACAAGAUCAAGCGUGGACCCAUCGAAACAGACAUCAAUACGCCACGCUUCACGACUGUAUUCGGUGUGGAUGAAACCUCUUCAUUCCUACCCGAUGGCUCCCUGAUCGACGCGACUACCAGAAAGCCGAUCCCAAAGGAUCGCUACAAGACAUGCAAACCACGACCGAUACCCCACUGUCUUGACCUCCUGCGCAAACUCACAGAAGCAGCAACAGACCAACGCUACAACUUCUGUCUUGUAAACUACUACGCCACCGGCGACGACAGCAUAUCCUACCACAGCGACGACGAACGCUUCCUAGGCGUGGAUCCCGCAAUCGCCUCCUUCAGCCUCGGAGCCAAGCGCGACUUUCUGCUCAAGCACAAACCCACUCCGCCCUCUGACACAAAGUCGGCCGCUGCAAUAGCCUCGGAAACCAAACCUCUGAAGCUUCCCCUAGGCAGUGGAGACAUGGUGCUGAUGAGGGGAAGCACGCAGGGUAAAUGGUUGCACAGCAUACCCAAACGCAAAGGAGGUGAAAGUGGGAAUGGAAGGAUCAAUAUUACGUUUAGGAGGGCUAUGGUUGCGGGAGGGACAGAGAAUUAUUAUAGGUAUAAUGUGGGUGAUGGAGAUGUUAUGAAGUGGGAUGCGAAAACGAAGAGCAUGGUUGUUUGGGGUGAGAAGAAGGAGGGUGAUGAGGUUGAGAAGAAGGAGGUCAAGGCUGAAGAUGUGGAUAAGGGAUAUGCUGCAUUGUAG
Messenger RNA from Aureobasidium namibiae CBS 147.97, 1029 nucleotides. Its product is annotated as DNA repair family protein-like protein. Gene Ontology annotation, biological process: DNA repair. Lineage: Eukaryota; Fungi; Ascomycota; Dothideomycetes; Dothideales; Saccotheciaceae. Bases 1 to 1029 code for a protein of 342 amino acids. The transcript has a single exon. The record is from RefSeq and is a predicted model, not a curated record.